Molecule: messenger RNA, 639 nt
Organism: Vespula pensylvanica (western yellowjacket)
Lineage: Eukaryota; Metazoa; Arthropoda; Insecta; Hymenoptera; Vespidae
Product: DNA repair protein SWI5 homolog
Exons: 2
Coding region: 166-525 (119 amino acids)
Source: RefSeq, a predicted model, not a curated record
AAUAUUAACGGAUGCUUGCGAACAAAUUCGACAUGAUCUUCAAAUUAUUAUCGAUCAAACGGAAAAACAAAAACUAGUUCUACGCCAUAUAAAAACAUUUGCUAAUACUGACGCUUGUGUAAAGGAUUUCCCAAAAGGUCUGAACACAUUGAUUCUUCUGUCAAAAUGUCUUCCUCAUUCAUUGACGAUACUUUGGGUGGAUAUAAGGAAAAUGCAGAAAAGGAAGCAUCGAUGAUAGUGCCAAACAAAAAGCAGUUGGAAUUAAACCAAAUUCCAUUAGAAGAUGAAAAGAAACAACAAUUCUUCAAACUUCUUCAUCUUAAGAAGAAAUUGGACACAGAAUUUACCAACUUGAAAACUUCAAGAGAAAAAUAUCCAUCUAUGAAGCAAACUACAAAUCUUUUGCAUGAAUAUAAUGAUGUGAAGGAUGCAACCCAAGUUGUAUUUGAUGCUGUGGCUCAAAUAAAUAAUAUCACAGUUAAGAGUUUACAUAAAGAUUAUGGUUUACCUACUAAUGACAGUUGAAGGCCUUGCUGAUCGUACAGUCAUCUUCAUCUUCAAAUACUAACUUCGUUUAUUGUUAAAAUGCACUACUGUGAUAUAUUUUUUGUAUAAUAAAAACCUCUUUAUUCGAUUGUG